Molecule: messenger RNA, 1470 nt
Organism: Saccostrea cuccullata (small rock oyster)
Lineage: Eukaryota; Metazoa; Mollusca; Bivalvia; Ostreida; Ostreidae
Product: E3 ubiquitin-protein ligase TRIM56-like
Exons: 1
Coding region: 13-1470 (485 amino acids)
Biological process (GO): protein monoubiquitination
Molecular function (GO): zinc ion binding; ubiquitin protein ligase activity
Source: RefSeq, a predicted model, not a curated record
UGUAGCUGUCCAAUGUGCAGAGAAUCAUUUUCGAUAAAGCUGGAAGAAAUAAAGACAAAUUUUUGUCUAGUGAAUAUGAUUGAACUAAUUAAAAAUUCAACAGGGUCAUCUGAAUUCUGCUCAUUUUGUCUUUUAAUGGAGGAGAAGCGUCCAGCUGUUUCGCAGUGUUUAACCUGUCUUGAUUAUUUAUGCAACGAAUGUGGAAAAAUGAGGCAUGCCUUUACUCGACAAACAAGAGACCAUAAAGUUGUUUCUAUGAAGGACAUCAAAACUGGAAAGUUUGAAAAAGAAAUAAGAUUAGCACAAAAAGAGCGUUGUUCAAAGCAUGCAGAUGAAAUUUUAGCUUUCUUCUGCAUGUCAUGUCAACUGCCUGUUUGUCGGGAUUGUUUAAUAUAUGAACAUAGGGAACACAAAUUCAAACCAAUUUCUGAACUUCGAAAAGCAAAAGAGCUUGAAAUCAAUGAAGUUAUUAAUCCUCUUAAGAAAAAAUUAAAGGAUUUUCAAGAUUGCAGUGCUUCAAUUACAGUAGAAUUAAAAGAUUGCGAAGCAAAAGAGAAUAAGAUCCUUCAAGAAAUCAGUAAAAGUUGUCUGGAAGCAAUCAAUUGUAUCAAAACGUCUCAAAGAAAUAUUGAGAAAGAGAUACAAAACCAGAUGCAUUUACACAAAGAAAAUCUGCAGCAUGCAUUUGAUAAUAUCUCUAAACAUUGUAAAAGUAUCGAAGAGUCAAUUACCUUUUCAAAUAACAUUUUAAUGGACGGAAAUGAUUUUGAAGUUUUGCAGCUUAUGGAUGAAAUUUAUGAACGUGUCCUUAGUUUAAAUGGAUUGAACUGUACGGAAAUGUGUCUGUCCAAAAAUAAAGAACUACCAGAAUACAAAAUUACGUGGAAGGAACCCAAACUUCUAAGCUUCUCUUUGAAAACUUCUGGUGCCAAAACCUCAAGUAUCCAAACUGAAGAAAAAGAUUACGCAUAUGUAGAGCCAGUUAUAGAUGAAUGCAGAGAGGAAAAGGAGGAAAAUGAUAAAAUCACAGAUCUCCCCUCUUCAGAACACAUUUGUUGUCUCUUUCCUAGAGCGCGGUUUGAACCUCUCUCUGCUAGUGCGCCAUAUUUACCUCCCUCGAUUAAAAUUGCCAAGCAAUGUGUACUUUCUUUUGUAAGAACACUUAAGUUUAAUGUCAGCGAUGACCAAUGUACACCAGUUCAUUCAAGUGUGACGUGGACUCGGGAUGGUCGCGUUGUUGCUAUUGACAAAAUGAGUGAAAAAAUGUUAAGCAUAACAUUGUCUACGGAAGUGAAAAAGUCAAUUAAAAUUCCCAAAAUUCUUUCAGUUUCUGCAAAUGCAGCUGGAUUUGUUUGCAAAACUAGUGAUGGCUAUUUAUUGAAACUUGAUAGACAGUUUGCAGAAAUAGGUAGAUAUGAAGGAGUGUCGACGAUUGUGUCCACGUCGCCAAACAAUAGAUUAACGAUAUAG